Molecule: messenger RNA, 2266 nt
Organism: Grammomys surdaster
Lineage: Eukaryota; Metazoa; Chordata; Mammalia; Rodentia; Muridae
Gene: Mss51
Product: MSS51 mitochondrial translational activator
Exons: 6
Coding region: 729-2132 (467 amino acids)
Source: RefSeq, a predicted model, not a curated record
UUUUAUCCCCCCAUAAAGAUGCUUAUUAAAAAAGAAAAAAAAGGUCACUUAUGGAUCUUACUCAUAAUCUCAAUAUUUGAGAGGCAGGAAGAUUGCCACAAGUUCCAGACCUGCCUAGACUAGACAGUAAUUUCAAGACUAGCCAGGAAUACAGUCUUGGAUUUGGUACUAAUACUUGAGAAUUGGAGCAAGAGGAUCAGGAAUUCAAAGUCAUCCUCAGCAAUACAGGGAUUAGGGGUUAUCCUGGGCUAUAUGAACUGUUCCUUCCUGCCUCGCAGAAAAAUCAAACAUAGCAAGUCUCGGGGCUAUUUUGAUCAACCCAGUUCUUAACCACUGCCUUUUUUUAAGGUUUCUUAAUUUCUUACUUUGCACAUUUAUUUACCAGUCUGUAGAACUUCACAUACCACACAAUACAUAAAUUAUAUGAAAUUAUUCUCUUAUGUUUGCUUGAGACAGGGUCUUGCUAUGCAAACUAGGCCUAGUCUGGAAUUCUAUAUGUAUUCCAUAGCCUCAUAAAUAUGAGUAUAGAAAUGAGCUACCAUGUGCCCAGUGGUCUCCUCUAAUUUUAUAACUGCUUAUACCAGUAAGUAAUCUAUAACUGAUGAGUAAAUCUUCUGAUAGUUGGGCCUCAGACUUGAAUGCUAAGUAAAAUGCCAGGCAUUGAAAGAUUUGUAUUCAUUUUGUCAAAUUCCAUUCCUGUUUAGCACUGGUCCCCAAGUUCAUUGGUCAUGGCUCCUCGUUCACGACGGCGAAAACACAAGAAACCCCCACCAGAGAUCCCCAUGCUUGAAAUCUCACCCACAGAAGUGUCUCCAGUGCCUCCAACCCUCUCAAAACCUGGCCCUAGCAUUGAUGCACUUGGUUUCAUUUCCUUGGACAAUAAUGUACCAGGUCUGUCCCAGUUGAUCCUCCAAAAGCUGAACAUAAAAAGCUAUGAAGAAUACAAGUUGGUGAUAGAUGGGGGAACCCCAGUAUCAAGCUUUGGAUUUCGAUGUCAACGAGAAAUGUUCCAGAGGAUGGAGGACACAUUCCGAUUCUGUGCUUAUUGUAAAGCACUCCCUCAUGGCCUUUCCAAUUGCAAGGUUCUCCGGCACUGUAAGAGGUGCAGAAAUGUCUAUUACUGUGAUACAGAGUGCCAGAGAUCAGAUUGGCCAGCACAUAGGAAGGUUUGUCAAGAGCUCCGUCUUGUGGCUGUGGAUCGUGUCAUGGAAUGGCUUUUAGUCACAGGUGAUUUUGUGCUACCCUCAGGACCUUGGCUAUGGCUGCCUCAAGAUAUACAGAAUUGGGAUACCUGGUUUUCUAUGAGGGGUUUACAGCUAGAAUCUACAUUGAAUGCUCUUCUGGAUAGCCAUGCUAUGACCAUGCUUUGGGCCAGUCUAGGGAGGCCACAGCCAGCCCCAGAUGUCUUGCAUGGCUCUCUGAAGCGGUUGAUGACAGAUGUUCUGUCACGGCCCUUGACCCUGGGCUUAGGACUUCGGACUCUGGCAAUAGAUGUUGGGAAGACCGGGGGAAGCACAUUGCAUGUUGUUGGUGCUUCCCACGUGGAGACAUUUCUCAUUCGUUCUGGAGAUUAUGAUGAGCUUGGCUACAUGUUUCCCAAACACCUAGGCUUUCGUGUGAUCAUGGUGGGUGUGGAUGUGGGUGCUGACCUUUUACAGAGUUCCUCAUCUUUACCCCUGGAGCCUGGAACAAUUCAGCUUAGUGGCCACAGGGCCCUAUAUCAUGACUUCUGGGAGGAGCAGAUAGAGACUGGGAAUCUGGCUCAUCCAGAUUUGGUGGCUGCAUUCCAUCCAGGUUUCCAUGCCUCCCCAGGCUUGAUGGAAGCUUGGCUGCCUACCCUGCUGCUACUUCGUGACUAUGAGAUUCCAACAUUGAUUACUGUUUACAGCCAACAGGAAUUGGAAGCCUCUUUGCAGAUUCUGGUGAACUUGGACACGCAUAUCAUUGCUUGUGGAACUAAUCCUUUCGCAUCCCUCAAACCAGAACAGGUCUAUUCUAAUCCCAACAAGCAACCAGUAUACAGUAGUGCCUACUACAUCAUGUUUCUUGGAAGUUCGUCCUGCCAACUAGAUAAGAAACAACUAGAAGAAAAAGUAGAUGAUUUUUCAGUAGUUGAACCAAAUCCUAACUGAAUGCCUGGAGAAUGGAAGCUUAAUCAAAUUACUCUGUUGAUGUCAGAUUUUUGCCAGCGUUGAAACCUGUUGUUGUAGGGUAAACCUUAUUCAUAGUUGAAUUAAAGAUUCUAAACCAAUGGAUGUUAACAUAA